Molecule: messenger RNA, 750 nt
Organism: Suillus plorans
Lineage: Eukaryota; Fungi; Basidiomycota; Agaricomycetes; Boletales; Suillaceae
Exons: 6
Coding region: 1-750 (249 amino acids)
Source: RefSeq, a predicted model, not a curated record
AUGCGUCGGGAUCCUCAUUAUUUGCAGGCGGUGCCACCGCACUCGGAGGAAGCAUUCGCUGCUGACCACAGCUCGAUCACAACCUCAAACUGCAACUCCACCACAGCUGCAAGCUCAGCCGCCGUCCAACAGUCGUCUGACUCGUCUCUCCUCUGCGAUCCAGCUCACCGGGCGUACCUCACUCCUCACUCACCGAAACCUGUCCAGCCGACACAGCCAACCAAACCAGAUGCAGACAUUGAUCCUUUCGAACAUGAACUCAGAGGGUUUGAUGUACCUGCAGCGCAAGUUCAUGGGUACAAUCUCUCCCGUAAUCCUCAUCGUGCGUCAGUGGACGAUGAGAACCUUGACGAAGAUGAAGAGCACAGCGAAGAGUUGCAGCUUUUCCCAGGAACUGGGCAUUCGAACUUGUUUAUUUCAGAGGUAGCCAAGGCAAUGCAUGCUGCAGCUGACGCAAAUCUUCUUACGAACUUGAGCUUAUUGCAGUCGACCGACCCUUUCAUUGCAACCAACUACCUCAAAACGGGCAACCGCAUGCCCUUGAUGGUAGAUGAAGAUGAUCCCGAGGGGCGUAUUGGGAGCAAGAGAAAGGGUGCUCAGAGUGAUGCCCGGCUCAUUCAAGGAACCGCCAAGCGUGCAAGGGGACUAGGCGCCAGUGAAGCAGGCUUUGGUGCUCCAGUCCGUCGCGGUGCAACAUCUGGAUCACGGGCUAGCGGCAAAACCAAAGGUAGAAUGAAAGCGAUUGCGUAG